Diaporthe batatas is the source of this 546-nucleotide messenger RNA. RefSeq lists its product as uncharacterized. The transcript is spliced from 4 exons. The record is from RefSeq and is a predicted model, not a curated record. The coding region runs from base 1 to 546 and encodes 181 amino acids. NCBI's taxonomy places the organism in Eukaryota, Fungi, Ascomycota, Sordariomycetes, Diaporthales, Diaporthaceae.
AUGUCGGCCACAACACAAGUAUCCUCUGGCAUCAACCUUGGCGCAGGGCCGACCCUGACUCUGACGGGUGCUGGCGAAGAGAAGCCGACCAGGCCUCUGACGAGGGAUGAGGCCGUAGGCUUCGAGGUUGACUCCCCGGACACAUGGACUGAUUUCCAUAAACGCGUGCACAGGCUCAAGCCUCAGGGCGACUACGACGUCGACAUGAAGAUAUUGGCCUGUGGCGUCUGCGGCAGCGAUCACUACUGCUUCCCCGUGCCGGAGGAGCUCCCCACCACCGUGGCGGCGCCGAUGAUGUGCGCCGGGCUGGAGGACAGGGGCACCGAGGUGUCAACAUGGACGCAGAUCGAGAACGGGUGCCUGAUCGGGGCGUCGCACCUCGGCUCGCGCAAGGAGGCUCUCGAGAUGCUGCGCCUCGCUGCCGACAAGGGGGAGGGGCUCAAGGUCGCGCUCGAGAGGUGUCGUAGGAGUGCAGUUCGGUAUCGCUUCUGUCUGACCGGGUACGACAAGGAGUUUGGUGACGACAUCAAGGACCGCGAGGAUUGA